GACCUUCAUUUAAAACUUUCAUACUAUAUCCCGCGUUUUCUCUGUUGAAUACACAACGACAUGAAUCCAGCUAACAAACAAUAUGGACUUUUGAUUCCAAAGAAGAAACAAUCAUCAUUUAAAGCAUCAAAUGUAUUUGGAGACGACAGUGAUGAGGAAACACCAAAACAGGAAAUCAAUGCAAGUUUACAGAAGUCAUCAUUGCAGGCAAAAAUUAAAAGACAAACUCAAAUUGAAAUAGACAAAGCAUUAGAGGCGGACCCAACUGUAUACGAGUAUGACAAUAUCUAUGAUGACCUUAAAGCAAAAAAAGAGGAAAAGGACGCAGCUCUCCAGCAGAAGAAGGAUAAGAAGCCCAAGUAUAUAGCAGGCUUACUGAAGGCAGCAGAAAUACGAAAGAAGGAGGAUGAGAGACGAGCAGAGAAAAAGAUCCAGAAAGAACGAGAGAAGGAGGGCAAUGAGUUUGAAGACAAGGAGGUGUUCGUGACCGGAGCAUACAAGAAAAAGAUGCAGGAGAUGCAGGAACAAGAGGAGAAGGAGAGAAGGGAGGCAGCCAUGGAAGAGAUGUUAGAUGUGAAAAAGCAAAGAGAUUUGAGUGGCUUUUACCGGUACAUGCUAAAUGAACAGUCAGCAGAACCUGUAAAAGAAGAGCACAGAGAAACAACAAAAGUAAAAGUAAAGGAAGAACCUGACAGUCCCAAACAAUCAGAAUCUACGGAGGGAGGAAGAUCAUCCAAAGACAAAUCCCCACAGGAUUCAAGAAACAGAGGAGGAAGAUCUUCCUCCCAUGACAGAGGAAGACGGAGGAAGAAUUCUUCUUCUGAUUCUGAGGACAAAAACAGGAGAGGAAGAGGAUCACCAGAAUCAUCAGAAAGACAGAGAAAAAACACACAUUCCCCCUCUUCACACAGACAAAGGAGAAAGGAUUCUCCCAAGUCAGACAGAGAUAGACAAAGGACAAGUUACCGUGAAAGGGACUCAAGGAAAGACAGAAGGGGUGAUUCUGACAGUGAGAGCUCAGACAGAGACAGUAAGAAAAAGUCUGAGAAAAGGUCAGAGGACUCAGAACACUCUGAAAAACAGCGGAAUCCAGACAGAAAACGUUCUGCUGAGAGAGAUUCAGUCAAAGAGUCAGAGAAAAAAGCCAAAGUGUCAGAUGUGAGUGAGGAAAGCAAAGACAAUAAAAAAUCAGGAGUGGUUGCCAAGAAAACUACAGAUUCUGUCGCAAAUGAAGCAAGGAGGAGGUAUUUAGAGAGAAAGCUUGCCAAAGAAAAAGCAAAGUUAAUGAACCAACAGGAGUAAAAAACUGAAGAAGUAUUGGGUCAUAAAUGUUGUUUUCAUUAUUAAUAUCUAUAAUAUGGUAUGUAUUUAGAGAAUAAAAUGUUCAUUUUA
This is a messenger RNA of Magallana angulata, 1392 nucleotides long. Its product is annotated as nuclear speckle splicing regulatory protein 1-like. Bases 61 to 1302 code for a protein of 413 amino acids. Gene Ontology annotation, biological process: regulation of alternative mRNA splicing, via spliceosome. The transcript has 7 exons. Lineage: Eukaryota; Metazoa; Mollusca; Bivalvia; Ostreida; Ostreidae. The record is from RefSeq and is a predicted model, not a curated record.